GUAACGUGCACCUUUGUUGUCAUUAGAAACCAAACUUUACUGAAAACAUCCUCACGCGAGGGUUUCGAUUGACUUCAAAUACGAGUGAGGAGUUUCGUCCAGCCGUCAAAAUCAGUACUCAACCCGUUGCGUUUAUCCGCUGUAAAGGCGGAAAGAUGUCUACAGAUGAUGCUAAGGCAUAUUUAUCUAGUCGAGAAGUGCCUCGUCUCUUUGAGGUAUGAUAUUCUGUUUACUAUUUAACACUUACAUUGACUUAGUUACUAGUAACAGCUAUAGCCUAUAGUAAUUGUAAAUUGUGUCUGAGACCCGCUUAGGUUUUCUAUAAUAGGUUUGAUUACUCGUUUAUAAGAAGAGGAAUUAGGUUAAUUGUUGUUUGAAUCAUAUUCGAAACUCUGACCGUCAAGCAAUCAGCUAAUCAUUUGGAUUUAUUAUAUUUUUAAGUACUUUUUUUAAAUUGAAAUUUCAAUCAAUGACAAUUGGAUUGGUCUACAUUGACUACACCAAUGGUUCUCAAAAUGGGCAGUGAGAAUGCUUGGGAAGGGGAUGUGUGCUAAAAAGCUUGGGAGAUUUUAAAGGGCGCUGUGGCACCCAAAUUGUUUCAGAAAUACAGGUUUAAAAAAAAACAUUAAAAUUGUACAUUUAAAAUUAAAAAGAUUUUUUUUUUUUAGAUACUGGUUUGAUUUUUAGAAUCAAACACUUAUCAUAUUUAUAAUAUAUAAUACUCUUUUCCCACAGUCAUACAAAUUGAGAAAGAUAUAAAUCAUAAUCCACUGCUAAUUAACCAGAACUAUAUAUUUUUAAUUCAGCAAAUAUUUGAAGGAAAAUGUUAUCAAUCUUAUUAAAACCAAAUCUUGUCCCCUUAGUUUGGUAUCCAAGCCCAGUUUUGAUUUACACUUAUUUCAAAUCCCAUCUGAGCCAAAAAAGAAAAAUUAGCAGUGAUAUAUAAGAUCAUUACAUCAAGUCUUACUAUUACGCAACAGUUUGGAUACGUUUUGUAAAGAGUGUUGUAGGAAAUUUAAAUUUAAUGUCAUUCUCUAACAUUCAAAUCCAAUCUAUACCCAUGACAAAGUUAGCUAAGUGACGAAGUUAGGUAAGUGACGAAGUUAGCUAAGUGAUGAAGUUAGCUAAGUGACGAAGUUAGCUAAGUGACGAAGUUAGCUAAGUGAUGAAGUUAGCUAAGUGAUGAAGUUAGCUAAGUGAUGAAGUUAGCUAAGUGAUGAAGUUAGCUAAGUGAUGAAGUUAGCUAAGUGAUGAAGUUAGCUAAGUGACGAAGUUAGCUAAGUGACGAAGUUAGCUAAGUGAUGAAGUUAGCUAAGUGACAAAGUUAGCUAAGUGACGAAGUUAGCUAAGUGGAGGAGGGGUCAAUGCACCCAGAGUUUGUGCUAGGGAAGGAAUUGUUCCCAGCAAUGAAAUCAUAUAGAAAUAUGAUUCCUAGUGAAUUAUUUUCCACUAUACGACUUAAAAUCUGUGAUAUAAUUUGACUACCUUAAUACGCUAAUAAUCGAAAUCAAGUUAACAAUUCCAUUUAGAAUUUGCUGUUGGAUGUUACAGUUUAAAACAUAAUUUUGUAUAAUUUAUAUUUUAAAGAGGGUAUAUCAGGAUCUUUGUAAAGACUUAUGAUAGGGUAAAUCUGGGGAUUUUUUGGGGGGGGGGGGGGGGGGGGGGGUUUAUGAGGUUUAUGAGGAUGAGUUUAUGGUUCAAAGGGAGCUGUGGACAAAAAUAUUUUGAGAACCACUGGUAUACAUGAUUUAAGUAAAAAUUUAUUUUAUACAUGUAUACACCUAAUUAAAAAUAGCAUCCCAAAAAAUGUUAAGUCUAAGACCCAAGAGGAUGUUAAAACAACCAAAACCCCUCCUCCUAUGCCACUGGCUGUUGUUAACAAACUGGUAAUAACAAACCAAAAAAUGGGGGCCGCAAGGCAUGUACUUUCAAACUACUAAAGUUACUUGAAAAAAACAUACAUUCAAGUAAUGCACUUUAUCAUGAGAAUUCCAAUUAAUGCUUAUUUAUUUGAAUUUUAUUUUAUGCGCCUAUUGAACGCAGCGUCUUAAAUUUGAAAAAAAAAAGAUGCAGUAGAGUUAUUUCAUUGGCCAUUCCUAAAUGUGAAAGCCGCAAUUCAGUUAAUAAAGAAAUUAUCCAAACUGAUAUUAGUGAGGUUCUGAGAACUAUUCUGUCAGUUCAUAAUCAUCACACAAUAUAAUCAACAGCAAUUCUCUGGGUAACAGUUUUGUACAAUGAUGUAUAGAUAAAAUGGCAUAGAUUACCAUUUGUGCAGCAUAAUUAAGUCUACAGAGCUUGCAUUACAACUGUAUGAGUUGAAUUUCUAGACUAAGUUUCUUCAGUUUUCAUGAGUAUAUAUUUUUUAUAAAGAUUACAACCAGGAUAAAGAAUUAUCCUGAUUACAACCAGGAUAAAGAAUUAUCCUCUUUCAGGAAAGCUAGAGCAAAAUACUAAAAGGGAGUGAAUAUUUUAAAGGGACUGAAUAUCUUGAAGGGAGAUAAUAUUUUGUGUUAAUGAGCAGUCCUUCAAUGAAAAAAGACAAUUAACAUAACAUAAUUUUGCAAUUGAUGGUGCAUCAUUAAAUAUCAGGUUGACAGUCUGCAAAUAUUUGUUGUUUAUUUUAAAAACAGAAACACAUUGAUCAGCUAUUCUGAAAACUCUGAGUAAGUGACUAGUGUAGAGAACUUUGAAGAUAUUGAAUCUUUGGUGCUUUGUACUGAAGUUUGUUAGCUGUAUAUUGGAAAGCAUAAUAUAAAUCACUGAGCAGGCAAAAAUUACAGUUUUCUGGAUUACUUUAAGGCAUAAGUGUUUCUUUGAGUGCUUACCUAAAAGACAUCACUCAACACAUUGCUUAUACUUAUAUAUCAGAAAUAUAUGCUAAAUUCAAGAAAAUUAAUUUGCAAUAAUAAGAUUUUUGUAAUGUUAUUUAGUGUUGCAUGAAUUCAAACCAGACAUUGAAAAACUGGGCUCACUUAAGCAAGUCCAUCCAUUAACUUAAGAAUAAAUGAGCAGUGAAAAGUUUAGCUGUAGAAAAAUGUUGCUCAAAAUACCCCACUUAAAAAAAAAAAGAAGCUACGGUAUCACUUAGUAAAGUUAAUCAGUUUGUUACUUAAUCAAUGACCCUAACAAAAGCUUAAUUUGGAUUUUGAAUAAAGAAUCAAAUGCAUUUUAGUCUUUAACUCAUCCUAUUCCUCAGUUAGAGAGUUGUCCACGCUCCUUUUCUGAGAAUGCUUAUAACAGGGGAAGGGCACCAAGCAUGACUUUAUGAAACCAAUGGGGUCUUCUUUGGUUUUUCAGCUCCCAGUGGAGCAUAUGCCAUGAACAAUUUCUUUCCAGGCUUUUCUGUCUCUUGUUAGCUUGUUAUGCAGGCAACUUUUCAUGUAGGUUUGCAGUCUUUUCAAAUAUUUCUUAGUUGAUCUCCAGCUUUCCAAAAUAUACAGCAGAACAGACUUAACAUUUGAGUUAAUAUCCUUUUUGUUUUUUUGUCCUCAUUUGCCUAGAGUUCCAAAUAUGUGUAAGUAAAGCUCCUCUUACCGUCUGUAACCUUACCUUGUUAUCUGGCCCAGAUUCCCCAUCCUUAUCAACUAUAUUUCCUAGAUAGGUAAAAUGAUCUACUUCUCUUAGUGCUUUUCCGACUUAUCACUAUAAAUCAUAUGGUAUUUGCAUUUAUUGUCAUUACUUUUGUUAUGAUUUCAUUUUUUGCAAGACAUUUCUGCCUCUGGGUUGGUGAUCAGAAAACUAGUGUGAGAGGCUCUGAGUUUUAUUAUGAAUGAAUGAUAGUGUGGAAACAUCAAGUAGCCUAUCAAUGCCAGGUGCACAGGCCAGCUAGCAAAAUCAAUAUUUAUUGAUCUAGAGCCUGGGACAAGAACGAUGACAUGACAAACUGGAGAGAAAAUGAUUGCCACAACUUGACAAUGUGUCCCAUGUGAAAAAAGAAAAUAUCUCUGUACAAAUAAACACUUAUUAAUUUUCAUGUACAUUAAAAAAUGUAUCAAAAUUUAUAUAUUAUUCUUGUAUCCAAAAAAAUGACUUACCGGUAAUUAAAUUUGUCUUUUUUAAAUAAAAAUUCCAUUAAUCUAAAUGUACAUAGAAAAAUAAAGAUGGAGGAAAAAAAAAAGCAUGCUUCAUGCUGUUGCCAUGGAAACAUAAUGUUGGCCUCACUCUCAUUAAAGUAAUCAUUAUUAAUAGUUGUUGAUGGAGUUUUGAAAGUAAUUGUUCAAAGAUGUAUAAAUAUAUUUGAGCAUAGAUUACUCCAAUCCUUAAUAUUCUUCCUUACAGGAGCACUGUCUUUUUAGUGAAUGGGAUGAAAAUGUGUUUAGUGUCUGAUAUACACUGAUUAACCUUUGGUAUUUCUUUCUCCUCAAACAAUAAUAGAAAACCAAAUGAAACACAACAUUUUAUCUAGAUAUUAAAUAAAUUAAAUUAAGAGAAGUAUUAUUUCUGAUUUUGUGUAAUUAUGAUUUGCUUAAAAUGUUCUUAGAGAAAAAAGAUAAGGGGGGAAAAAGAUACUAAAAUUCAUUUUCUCCAUAAAUAGUUCUUUUUCUGUUGACGUGUUGAACUUAUUUGAAAUUGAUUUCAUUCUCAGUGCCUCAUGACAGGACUUAUGUUCCAUCGUCCUAAUGACCACAUACAGUAUCUGAUAGACAGCUUGGAAAAGGUCAAGGCCUUAGGUCAGGCAGAGUUAUCAUGGAACAUGUUUGUAGAAGUUCGUUCCGCCAAAACACCCCUGCCUCCUAUCACUCCAGAAAAUGGCAAACGGCCUCAGUCCAGGGGACGUCACUCUCAAAAAGGUAGGUGGCUACAUCCGCAAUAUAACAACCACACAUGCCUUCAAAACAGCACUCAAAACACAUCUAUUUAAACUAUACUACUCUGACUGAUUCUCCUCCUAUAAACCGAUAAACGUACAUGGGUUUCCUUGUAAAAAUGUCUGGCGUGGAUGGAUGAAUAUACCUAUGGUGUUGUUUUGCUUAUAUGUUGUUUUUAUUUCAUUUAUGUAUUUCAUUUUAAUAUUAUGAUUAUGCCUCUUUGCUAUAUAUGUACAGCGCGGUGAGCCCAGCCCUAUGCCGGGGUACCGCGCUAUAUAAGACCACUUAUUAUUAUUAUUAUUAUUAUUACUCUUUGUUGUGUGAUUUUUAUCAGCAAUAGGAAACUAUUUUUCAAACGUUCAAACACAAAAUUUCCAUACAUUUGGCCAUAAAAUUUGUUGGCAGCCUGAUAUAUGGAUAGUGAAUUUUCAAACAGCUGUAAAUGAGUUUUCUCAUUUUACCUUUUCAGCAAAAGGGUUUCUUUAUUUAUUAAUUAACCUUUUUUUAAUUCUUUUUAUUACCAAAAUUUAGUUUUUAAAAAAUUGUCAUUAACUCUGUAGGUUAAUUUAAUUUAUAUAAUGUAUUUAUUGGCAUAUAACACGCACUUUUUCUCCCUGAAAAUAGGGGGCAAAUGAUGUGUGCGUGUUAUAUGCCGAUAUAAUGUUAAGGACCCAUAGUACAUACCGCAUAGCGGCGCGAAUGUUGUGUGUUAUAUGCCUGUGCGUGUUAUAAGCCAAUAAAUACGGUAUAUAUUUAUCCAAAGAUAAAAAAGAAGUAGCCCCAGUGUCAGUUUCAAAGUCAUCUCCCUUACCACCUAUUGGAUCCAGUGGUUUGCCAAAUGUGCCCAUUGUCCUCAUCAUGGGUAAGCUUAAGUAAAAAAACUACAUUAGACAUGAUUACACUAAGUAAUGUCCAUCUAAGAAUACUGGUAUUUUAGGCAUUAAGUAAUUUAUUCUAUGUGUAAAUAACGUGUCCAUCGACCUUCUGAUUUAAAAAUUAUUUUAAAGAACUAUUAGUUUUUACGUCUUAUAAAAAAUCCACUUUAUAAUCAUAAAACAAUGGGGUUAACUGUUGAUGAAAAAUUAGAAGAAAAUAAAGACCAAGUUAAAGUGUUAUUAUAUAUAUAUAUUGGGUUUAUGUGGCUCUAGAAAUGGUAACAAUUCUUGCCAUGGUGGAUAAUGUGGUGUGGGUAAAAAGUUUAUCAGCAUAUGUUUCUUGAUUAGGUUAACCUGGUAUUGCAACAAUUUUAUGAGCAUAUAUUUCUUGUUUAGGUGGGCCUGGUAGUGGUAAAUCAGCACAAGCAGACCAACUGGUGGAGAAAUAUCCAGGCUGGGUAAAUGUUAACCUUGGCCAACUACUAAUUAGUGAAAUCAAAAACAAAGCAGCAGAUGAACAAUGGAAAGAUAUUGAAGAUUUGGUUGUUAAUGGAGAGCUUGCCACAGAGGUAAGGAUGUAUGUAAAAAUGAGAGAGCUUUAUUUGACCAUGUCAAAUCAUGACCAAAAUCUAAAUGUGACAAUUUUAUCUUUUAUUUAAAUGUGACAAUUUUAUCUUUUAUUUAAAUAUGACAAACUUUAUCUUUUAUAUUAUAUAAAUGUGAAAAUUUUAUAUUUUAUUUAAAUGUGACAAUUUUAUAUUUUAUUUAAAUGUGAUCAUUUUUAUCUUUUAUUUAAAUGUGACAAUUUCAUAUUUUAUUAUUAACUGUAGAAAUUAAAAUCUUUUAUAAUAAGUGUACAAUAGUGAUGGAAAUGUCUCACUUGAGCCUAGAGCCAACAACAUUUAAAAAUGAAUGCUUUUUUAUGCUUAACUUAAUGAUUUUAAUAAAUUACCAUUACAUUGACAAUGAAUUUCAAUAAAUGUCCAAGGAACCGAUCCAAUUAUAUACUUAUUUUAUAUUAAUCUUUUUCUUUAGGAAGUCACACUGGCAAUACUGCAUGAUACUCUAAAGAAAAACAUACAUGCCAAUGGUUUUAUUAUCCAGGGUUUUCCCAGAGACAUGGAACAGGCUCAAGAGUUUGAGAAGAAGGUUUUUGACAUAGAAUAAAUUUUAUCUUUUACUAGUAUACUCAAUAAAAUCAUUUUUUUUACCUCAAUAAGCUGGUUUUGUUUUAUCCAGAUGAUUGGUCUAAAUUUAAUUGUUCAUUAUAUAAAGAGCACAAUUAUCAUUCUGCAAAGACAAAACCAGAAAAAUAUAAAAGUUAUAAACAUUUAUUUGAAACAAAUUGUAGAAGAUUCACCCCCUUUAUGUUUUCAUUCAGAUAAGUCGUAUUGAUGCUGUGAUACUUCUGGACUGUGAAGAAGACAAGCUGAGCAGAAACAUCCAUGCACAAGGGCACAAAAAUGAUGGAUUAAAACUAUCUUCCAGUGCAUUGGCUAAAAGAUUGGAGAUUUUCAAAGAAAAAACUCUCCCAGUUCUCAAAUCAUAUGAUGAUGCUGGAAAAUUGUACAUUGUAAGUAUUGUUAGAGUAGCUCAUGUUGACAGGAGAGGAAUAAAGCUCUUACUAUAUUUUUUGUAGUAGCAUUUAUUGAACGGAAUUCAAACUACUUGACUUUGAGGGGUACAAACCAGCAAGAAACAUUAUUCAAGUUUGUAUUGAAUAUGUCUCACACAUUUCCACCAAUUUUAGGAGAUAGCAAUGACUUAAACUGCAUCAAAUGUAAAAAUAAACUAUUUUUUGAUAUUGAUUUCUUGGCAAUAACUUUAAAAAAUACUUAACAUACUCAUACUUUUUCUGGUACAUCAGUAAUUAUACCUAAUAUAGAAUUUUUACAUUUUUAAACUUUGCCAGUAAAGUCCCAAACAUAACUAUACUAUAUUAUACUAUAUGCUACUUACUGACUAGAGGCUCUGUAACACUAUUGACCUUUCAAGACAUAUACUAAGCUUUUUCUUCUUCUUCUGUCUGCUUCUCUGUGGAGGUGUUGCAGGGAGGUACAGAUUUUUAUAACUAUAAUUAAAGUAAAGAGUGUGGAAAGAUAUAAAAUUGCCUGUUUUUGUCUUGAAAUUAAAAGCUACUUUUUUGACAGAGGCCUAUACAUUUUAAAUUUUUUUAUUUCAAAUGAUCUCUUAACAAUCACAAUAAAGUUUUUUUAAAUUCUUCUGUGGGUAGCAUAAGUAUGCAAUUUUGUACAGUUUUAAAUGAAAGUUCUCAUGGAUAAAAUUUAUUUUAAAAGGAAUUUUUGUUGCAUGUUUUGUCAAAAAUGUGCAUUCGCUAUUGUAAGCUUUGAUACUUUGUUACAUAAAAAAAAAUUAUUUCUCCCAAUUUUUUUGAAUGUUAAAUAUUUCAAUUGUUCACAAGUCAGCAGCAAUCUCUUUGAUAUCUUAUUAAUUAAAAUAUUUAUUUAUCAAACUUUAACUUAAUAGAAUAUGAAUCCCCAUUUUAUAAAUAUAUGUGAAAAAUAGUUGCUUGCUUUCACUAAUUCAGAGGAAAACAUUAAAACGUGUAUUAUUUUGUUAAUUAUUUCUGGAAUAGGGUUUAUUUUAUAUUAUCAUAUGUAUAUUUUUUAUGAGUAGGAUAUGAGCUGUAAAAUAAUUCAACUAUAAUUAUUUAUAUAAUGAAUUAGUAGUAACCAAUAUAAAGUGAAUGCAUUGUUAUCAAAUUUAAAAAAGAAUUGUGAUAAAAUAUCAUUUAUUCAUUUAUCUCUUCCAGGUUGAUGGGGACAAAGAUGAUGAGUCUAUCCAGGAAGAACUUUCUUUUAUUUUUGAUUCAUUGAUACAGAACUUGGAAAAUGGCAGAAUACCUUGUGAGUAGCUUCUAAGUGGAAUGGAGUUUUCAGAGAGGAGAGAAUUGAAGGGUGAAACUUGUUGUAUAUUGUGAUCCUAUUAAAAUUAAACAAUGUUAAUUUCAUGCAAGACCGUGUGAAUUGGAGGGUAGGUAAGCCUACUUUGUAAGUCUCUUUUAUUCUUACUUAUCUAUUGUCUUUUAUCUAUUGUCUUUUUAUUGCUGUUGAAGGCUGUCAGCUGAAGCAUCUGUUGUUUUGUUUCUUCUUUCUUCAGCUGUUCCAAAACCCUGUGUAUACUAGUUCUUAUUAGAUAUUAUUAUAGAACUUCUAAACCAUGAAAUAAAAUUAAAAGAAGAAACUGAGCUGAUAGAAAGCUGAAAUCUGAGGUCUAUUGUACAAAGAAAACACCAAGAAAUCACUUAAUUUGUUAAAACAGUGAAAUUAUAACAUGGCAAACAUCAAUGUGAUCAAAGCAGAACACUGAGUUGAAUUAUGAUUAUUAUCCUUUCAUUCAUCAAAGCUGUUUAAAAAGUUUUUUAAAAAAUGCUUGUUUUCACAAGAAAUUUGGAGUUAAAAUAUUUAUUUUCAAUAUAAGUUAUGUAUGUUUUGCUCUCUCUUGUGGCUUACAUGCUAGAAAUAAAUCUUUUGAUAUAUUUCAGCUCCACCUAAAGGACCACGGCCUGCAUCCAGUAGAUGGGCAAGAAAAAUUUCUUCUCCACCAGCAUCAUCACCAUCACCUUCACCUUCAUUAUCUUCAGCACCUCCUGGUUCACCUGAGCCUCCUAAGCAGAAUAAGGAUGACAUUAAAUUUCCCACUGUUGUUUACAUUCCUCCUCCAGAAAUCAAGGUCAAAGAUGAAGGUCGUAAGCCUGGCCUACCAGAAGCCCCCAUCAUAUUUCUGGCAGGUGAGCAUCAACAGGAUUGGCUGCCCAACUUGGGGAACGUACAUCGUUAAGAACCUUUAAUUUACAUAAUGAGGAAUCCAUCAUAUUUCAGAGUAAUAUCUGAUGGUUCAUACCAGACUUAAACACAUAUUUAUGAAAUUCAAAAUGUUUCAUGCCUUUUUGAAAGUUUCACCUUAAAAGCUCAUUUUAGUAAUAUGAAAUGUAAUAUUUAUUAACUUAAAUUUAAUGUUUUUUGGGUUUACUUAAAUUAUUGUACAAUAAUAAAAUAUUCCAAAAAUUGUAUUAAAAUUUCAGGUGGUCCUGGCUGCGGCAAGGGAACUCAGUGUGAAAAACUUACUGCCAGAUAUCCAGACAUUAUCCACUUAUCCAUGGGAGAUAUCCUACGCAAAGAGAUUUCUGAAAGAGGCUCUGCAGAUGAAAAGUGGGCAAUGGUCACAAAGUUGUUGCGGCAGGGAGAAAUGGCGCCAGUGGUAAAAGUUUUUAUUGUUGUUAAUAUUAAGAUUAGGUCUUAAAAAAUAUUGCGUUGCCUAAAAUAUUUAAUUUUAUACAUCCAAGAUAAAAGCCAGCUGUCCAUCCCUACAAUUUUUCCAGCCCGUAAUUGGCCUGAAUUUAAUGAAAGUUAUUACAUGAGCUGACAUUAACAUUUUCAUGCUGAAGAGUUUUGUACAUGCCAUAGCCUUAUCUUCAUGUACUUGCUAUCAUGGUUAAAUUCAGUAUCGAUCUCCAGAGUAUCUAACUCUUACAAUUUUUUUGUGAUUUUUAUAAACUUUUUGUUUGAAUUAACUUCAGGAUGUGACAGAGGAGCUUCUUAUAAAUUCUAUGAAAAAACACCCAGAUGCUAGAGCUUAUCUGGUUGAAGGCUAUCCUCGGGAUGCAUUGCAGUAUGAAGACUUCAAUAGAAAUGUAAGGAGUCAGAAUUCCGAUUCCUAAAAAUGUUUUUAACUCCAAAAAUUAGGUCUCUUGCUAUUAUGCAUGAUUCCCUUACUAUCUUAGAAUUAACUUGUAUUAAAAAUAGGAAAUGAGUCAUUUCCUGUUUACUUUCAUUUGCUGUAGUCAAUGAGAUUAACAACACCUGCCAUUCAGUAUAUCAAAGUUGAUGCAGUAGGAAUAUCUUCAUUACUUUUGUUACUUCAUACUUCAUGCUAAGGAUAUUGGCUCAGCAGUAAAUAAGCUAUCACACUUCUUUAACCCUUAUGCAAAAUUAGAUUUGAAUGAUUUUUUAAAAAAAUAUUCAGUCAUGACUUUAUUAUAAAAUAUAAAUAUAUCUAAUUUUUUAAGGUCAAACAGUUUAAAAACCAUAAAAAAUAUUUGUAUGUUUCCUUACUCCAAAAGAGAUUGUGUCAAUAUCCGACUGUCUGAAUGUUUCACAGAUUGGUGGCCACUCAUUCACAAUUUUAUUAGACUGUGAGGACAGCUAUUUACAUGACCGACUUGUCCUGCGUGGUGCCAAUGGCACUGAAAGAAUUGAUGACAACAUUCCAGCCAUCGAGAAAAAAUUGGCCUUUUUUGCCAGAAACACUCUGCCUCUGUUAAAAGCCAUAGAUGAUGAACAGAAGUUGAUAGUUGUAAGUGUUAGGAGUUAAAAAAAUCUUAUCUCUGUAUUUCUUUUAAUUCAUUUUAAUAAUUUGCUAUGCAUAAUUUUUAUUUAUUUUUUAAAAUUAUAAACAGCCAUGUAAACUUUUCAACUAAGAACUGUGUAAUGAAGAAAGAUAAUUUGAAAGAUUCAGUUUUAGACUAUCUAUUUCUUUAACAAAUCUUUUUUUUUAAAAAUAAUUCUGAUAUCUAGUAGGAUUACAAAACAACUAUAUUAUUUAUUUUGGAUGCACCUGAAAAACAGCAAUAUUUUGAUUUAGAUUAUGAAUGAGUUAGAAAAAAUUAUACAUAUAUUUUCCCUAUGUAAAUUUGUAAAAUCAAAAGAGAUAUAAAAUACGAUACGAAAGUAAAAUUUUGAAGCAGUACCAUAAAAAUAUCUAAAAAUUGUCAAAAUUAAUGGUGGCUUGCCCAUUUCUCCUUCUUGUCCUUAUCCCAUUUUAUACUCAUGUCCCAAUUCUGCCCAUGGGUCUGGAUUUUCUGAUGUAUGCAUUUUUGAUGCAACAAGUUCAAAAUAAAAUAAUGAAUAUGAUCAUUUUUAUGUGUGUUUUGCUCUUCACAUCCACAUGACCUGAUAGUCAUUCAAUGUUUUACUUUUUCAUCAUAAGACUAUGAACUUUUCGCUGUGAUAAUAAAUUAAAAAUACUUUGACAGAUUGAUGGAGACAGAGAUGAGGAUGAGAUUUUCUAUGAUAUUGUCAAAUGUCUUGACUUCAGCUUGUAUGGCGUUAAAUUGGAUGAGGUAAGAGUUUCAGAUUUUUUUGUUGCCAACUCUCCUGACUUCUUGUUGCACAGUGUUAUCUAUAGUAAAGUGAAAGGAAAGCUCUAAAAAGGUAAUGAAAGAGUUUAUUUCAUCCAGCGAUAUCUCCAUUUCACUUUUUCU
Messenger RNA from Lymnaea stagnalis (great pond snail), 11906 nucleotides. NCBI's taxonomy places the organism in Eukaryota, Metazoa, Mollusca, Gastropoda, Lymnaeidae. The record is from the annotation of a GenBank genome assembly.